GGCAUCCAUCCAGAAUGCAGAUUUCAGCUGGAGAUUCAUAAGGAGGAAACGAGGUGCAUGGAGCUCCUAAAGAAUGCCAAACCAGUGGAUUACAGAGGAUGUGUUGGAGUUUGGGAUAACAUCACCUGUUGGCGUCCUGCUAAAAUUGGAGAGACUGUCACUGUCCCGUGUCCAAAAGUAUUUAGCCUUUUCUCUGGCAAACCAGGAAAUAUUAGCAAGAAUUGUACAAGUAAUGGAUGGUCAGAUAUUUUUCCUGACAUCCUAAGCACUUGUGGGUAUAAUGACUAUGAGGAUGACUAUAAGGUCAACUUCUAUGUAAGGGUGAAAGCAAUUUAUACCCUUGGACACAGUGUAUCUCUGAUUGCUCUUACAACAGGAAGUAUAAUUCUUUGUCUUUUCAGAAAACUCCAUUGUACUCGGAACUACAUCCAUCUGAACCUGUUCCUCUCUUUCAUUCUAAGAGCAAUCUCUGUUUUAGUCAAGGAUGAUAUUCUCUAUUCCAGCUCCAACACAGCUCACUGUCCAGAGGAUCAAACCUCAUGGGUGGGCUGCAAGGCUAUUUUGGUAUUUUUUCAGUAUGGUGUUAUGGCAAACUUUUACUGGCUCUUAGUUGAAGGACUUUACCUCCACAUCCUCCUUGUGUUAAUAUUCUCCCCCAACAGACAUUUCACAGUCUACCUGCUGAUUGGAUGGGGAAUUCCUACCAUAUUCAUUAUUACAUGGACAGUAACACGGAUCCUAUUAGAGGAUACCGGUUGCUGGGAUACAAACGAGCACAGUGGUCCCUGGUGGGUUAUACGAAUACCAAUUUUAAUUUCUAUUAUAGUGAAUUUUAUACUUUUCAUUAGUAUUAUAAGAAUCUUACUGCAGAAAUUAAGAUCUCCUGAUGUUGGAGGAAAUGACCAAUCACAGUACAAGAGACUUGCAAAAUCCACGUUGUUGCUUAUUCCAUUAUUUGGAGUUCAUUACACAGUGUUUGCUCUAUUCCCUGAUCGCAGUUCCAAUAACUAUAAAAUAAUUUUUGAGUUGUGUUUGGGAUCUUUUCAGGGGUUGAUUGUUGCAGUCCUGUAUUGCUUUUUGAACAGUGAAGUGCAAGGGGAGCUCAAGAGGAAGUGGCGCAGUCUGUGCUGGAGGCAGACAGCGGGCAGGGACUACAGGCUCCACAGCUCUUCCAUCUCUCGGAAUGGAUCCGAAAGCGUUUCCCAGCUCCAUCGGCAUUCCAGAGCUCAGUCUUUUAUGCAGACGGAGACCACCAUGAUAUAAAGCAGCUCGCUCCCCUAAAAAGGGGGGAAACAAAAAACUGGGGGAUUUAUCAAUCAUUAUGUGGCUUGAUGUGAUAUUUUCUAAAAUGUACAGUUUAGUGCUUUGCUUUUCUACAUAUCGAUAUUUGGGAAAUUGGUUUGUGCAGCCAACCAGGUAAUAACAGAGACACCUGCCCCAUGGAUGCUUUGUGCUUUUUUUAUACCAUUCAAAUUAAUUACAAUGUCCUCUUGUCAUUUGCUAGCCAUAACUAUUUAAAAACUAAUUUACUCUAGUGGUUCCUUUCUCUUCGGUCUGUCUGGGUUGAACGGUACCCUCAUCAAUGAAGAGCAGUUUGGUACAUACGAAGGUUUGGAUGAGAAGCAAGAAAAUUCCUUGCACUUUAUUUAAAGUAAAAUUUCUUUCUUAGAGGAUAUAGGCACUAGUUAUGGUAAACAAAAGCAUAAUAAAGAAAUGUAAGGCUCUAAUUAACCACAGUGUGGUAAUCCAGGAAAUCCUUAAUAUUAUUUACACAGAGAGGAAAAAAAAAGUAGAACUUUUUAGCUAAUUGUAUAAAAUCUUCAUUCAGUUCAGGGAUGACUUUCUA
Nothoprocta perdicaria is the source of this 1846-nucleotide messenger RNA. RefSeq names its product vasoactive intestinal peptide receptor 2 (gene VIPR2). Gene Ontology annotation, biological process: adenylate cyclase-modulating G protein-coupled receptor signaling pathway; cell surface receptor signaling pathway. The record is from RefSeq and is a predicted model, not a curated record. Gene Ontology annotation, cellular component: plasma membrane. The transcript has 12 exons. Gene Ontology annotation, molecular function: peptide hormone binding; vasoactive intestinal polypeptide receptor activity; G protein-coupled peptide receptor activity. NCBI's taxonomy places the organism in Eukaryota, Metazoa, Chordata, Aves, Tinamiformes, Tinamidae. The coding region runs from base 58 to 1263 and encodes 401 amino acids.